This is a messenger RNA of Lactuca virosa, 1015 nucleotides long. The record is from the annotation of a GenBank genome assembly. NCBI's taxonomy places the organism in Eukaryota, Viridiplantae, Streptophyta, Magnoliopsida, Asterales, Asteraceae.
UACAAUCAAGCCAUCUACUCUUCAUCACCAUUUUCUUUGUUCUUUUGGUUCAUAGCACUCACCUAUAUAUAAUUAUAUAGGAAGAGUGAAAAAAUUGAUUUUAUAGAAAGAAAUCAAUAACUUUUCGCUUAAUUUGCUUUAAAUUCUUUUAAGUAGCCACGAAGAAACAUGGGCGGUUGUUAUAGCGCUCCCAAGACCUUGAAAAAGGAGAAGGGUCGGGCCCCAGCCCCAGCCCCACAAGAGGCCAAGGAGGAGACCAUCCCCAAAGUGGCAUAGUUCCAUAAGGAGGAAACUACCCCUGAGGUGACGAAACCUCAUAAAGAAGAGAUUCCAUCUGAGAAGACAAAUUUGAAUCCAGAUGUCACCCCUAAGAUGGAGACGUGUAAGGAACAUAUAAAUCCUGAGGUGGUAAUGCCUCCUAAAGAAGAGACCACUCCUGAGCCAGUGUUGUCUCCCAAGAAGGAGACAACCCCUCAGGUGGUGGCCUCUAAGGAAGCAACCUCUUCUGAGGUGGUGGUGUUGCCUAAGGACGAGACCACCCUCGAGGUGCCAUUGACUCCCAAGGGGGAGACAACCAUCGAGGUGGCCGUUCCUAAGGGGGAUGCCACCAUUGAGGUGGCUGUUCCUGAGGAGACCAUGGAGGCGGCAGUGACUAAAGGGGAGACUACAUCUAAGGAGGCUACCGACAACGAACGUGUUGAUGCAAAAGACACAAAGAAAGACAAGGAUGAAGAGGAGAAUAAGGAUGGUGAAAAGGUUGCCGACUCUAAGCUCAAUGAGGAAAAAACACUUGAGGAAGAGGCCAAAGUUGUUCCAACUAAGGUUAAUGAAGAAGAAUCCAAAGACAUCGAAACAAAAAAGGAAGAACUCAAAGUUGUCAAGGAGCAAUAAUUAUCGGCCUGAUUUAUACAUUAUCCAUGUACGCAACUAUCAUAUACUAUCACAUUUAUAAUCAGACGUGCUCCUCACGUGUUUUUUGCGGUGUUAAAUAUAGUGUUGAUACUUGGUGUAAUGG